Aspergillus tanneri is the source of this 1104-nucleotide messenger RNA. RefSeq names its product oxidoreductase, 2OG-Fe(II) oxygenase family (gene alkB). Lineage: Eukaryota; Fungi; Ascomycota; Eurotiomycetes; Eurotiales; Aspergillaceae. The transcript is spliced from 2 exons. The record is from RefSeq and is a predicted model, not a curated record. Gene Ontology annotation, cellular component: cytoplasm; nucleus. The coding region runs from base 1 to 1104 and encodes 367 amino acids.
AUGGCUCGUAUACAAGACCUAAACGCUCAUGAACGCCCUCCAGAAGCAGUCCGACAACGUUACAAAAAAUACCAAAAAUCAACACUAUCUGAGAUCCAGCACGAUGAUACCGUCAUUGAUCUUCAGGUUUUGGACCCAAAUCACCUUCCAGCCGGAAUUUCUUUUGUUCAGUGGAUUUCCAGGGAUAGUCUCCAGCCAGUCUUUCAGUCAUUCGUGGCACCACGCAAGGAAACCCAAGAUGGACUGCUUACUACCAAAGAUAUUCCUAUCUACGCACAUCAAUCCGUUUCUGGUUUGCAAAUGAUUCCGGCACUGUUCCCUCCGGCUGUUCAAAUAGAGCUGUUGUCUCGUUUACUGCAUCGCGAUGUGUCUAACAAAGAACAUCGAACCAACCUCCAUCUGCAUUACAAUGUCACUUAUCCUGGCCAAGAGGGGAUAGAUGACGUCCAGCGUGAUGGGACAUCCUCGUCUUCGGCCAACAGUAGCUUAGUAGAUCCCAGAACAGUAUCAUUCUUUGAAGACGAUCCGACGCGCAUCAUAUACCCUAAAGACACCAAGAUCCACAAGUCACUGGCUGUGCAAGAUCUACUGAACAAAAAGCUUCGAUGGAUCACCCUGGGUGGUCAAUAUAACUGGACUACCAAAGAAUAUCCCCCAGAGCAUCCACCUGCGUUUCCAGAGGAUAUCGCAGAGCUCCUGCGAGCUGUAUUCCCAAAGACAGACGCCCAAGCAGCUAUUCUGAAUGUCUACUCCCCGGGAGAUACCUUGAGUGCUCAUCGCGACGUCAGUGAAGAAUGCGACGUGGGACUGAUCAGCAUCAGCUUUGGCUGCGAUGGCCUGUUCCUGGUCAGCCAUGAUGACGAUACGGGCUGUGAAGUCAUUCGGCUUCGGUCUGGAGAUGCCGUAUACAUGGACGGCACAUCUCGCUUCGCUUGGCAUGCAGUGCCAAAGAUCCUCCCUGGUACAUGUCCGGACUGGCUGGCCGAUUGGCCAACACUUUCCGGUGAUGCGACCUCGUCACGAUAUAGCACUUGGAAGGGAUGGAUGUCGCGGAAGAGGAUCAACUUGAAUGUCAGACAAAUGAGCUCUGAGCCUUAUACCUAA